AUGGCAGUGACCCCUUUUUUCUGCACUCAAGCUGCCCAGACGGAGGUUGUCGAUGAGUCUCAGGACCCACUCCUUGCUGAGCAUGGUGGACAAGGUGGCGACUCUGAUGUGCACAGUGGUGGAGGGCAGCAAUUCAAUGCAGCACCACCUCCAGCAAAUCCUAGCACUGAAAACAUAAACACAACGACUAUGCCUACUACAACCCUUUGUGGUUCUUCUAACCCUGAGUUGGCGGAUCAUGGUGCUAAUGGAGUUGCUCCUAAUGAAGAAGUUGCAUCUGGUCCUCAAGAACCCUUCCUUGGUAUGCGAUUUGACACAAUCGAAGAUGCCAGAGAGCACUACAAUGCUUACUCAAAAAGAACGGGGUUUUCUAUCAAAUCAAACACAUCACUGAGGCAACCUUUCAGUAAGGUGGUGCGGAAGCAACAAUUUGUGUGCAACAAGUAUCGGGCACCGAAAACAGAAGAGCAAAUUCAAGAGGAGAGAGUCAAAAUUGUAGAAGAGGUUAGCCCUGUCCAGCUAGAUGAUGAAGACGGGGAUGGAGAAGAAGCUGGACCGUCCAAGAAACCAAAAACUGCAGGAGUUAAGCGGCAAAGGGAAAAAAUAAAGCAAACCAAGUGUCCAACAAAAAUGUGUGUGAAGUUGAUUAACAACAAAUAUGAAGUGACAUAUUUUAUUGCAGAACACAAUCACCCCAUGCUUGUGAAACCUUCACUGACAAAGUACCUGAGAUCACACAAAGGCAUAUCUAGAGAUGAAAGGGAGUUCCUGAAAUGCCUACAUGACUGCAACUUAGAAACUGGGCGUAUGAUGACAGUGAUGUCUUCUUUUUAUGCUGAAGAAUGUUUCGUCCCCUAUGAUCCAAAAGCUAUAACAAAUCUGCGAACAAGUUUGAGGAAGGAGGAGAAGGAAUGGGACAUUGCUGAGACAGUGGCUUAUUUUGCAGAGUUGAAGGACAAGGACCCGGGUUUCUACUCUCGAAUUUCUUUUGAUGAAGAGCACAGGGUUGAAAACAUUUUCUGGGUUGACAGUGCUGCAAGGAAGGCUUACACAGAAGCAUAUCAUGAUUGUGUGUCAUUUGAUACAACUUUCUUGACUAAUCAGUUCAAUAUGCCAUUUGCUCCAUUUCCAACAAAUAUUAUAACAGACCAGGACGUGGCUAUGAGGAAUGCAAUCAGAGAAGUUUUCUUUGACACUUGUCACCGCAACUGCCGCUGGCACGUUAUGAAGAAAGCAAAUGAGAAGCUCGGGCCAUUCCUGGGUAGGCACCCUGGUUUGACUGAAGACUUCAAUGAAUGCAUCAAUGAAAGUAUGAGUGAGGAUGAAUUUGAAGCAAGAUGGGCAGAAAUGAUUGCAAAGUGGGAUUUAGCUGAGCAUGAAACAUUUUUAUGGUUGAAUAAGUAUGCAAAAUUCUGGGUUCCAUGCUACUACAGACAUCGAUUCUUCCAAUUUUUGCAAUCAACUCAGAGGAGUGAGGGAUUUAACGCUGUUCUAAAACGUUACAUCAACCCUCACAACUCAAUCAAGCAUUUUGUUAAACAAUAUGAGAAGCUACAGCAACGGAUAUUGGGUAAGGAGGGCCACAAUGAUUUCCGCACGGAUGAGCUUGAGCCAGAUCCAUGGUCGCCGUUCCCUAUUGAGAAGCAAGCCUUGGCUGUGUACACACGUCCCAUCUACCAUCGGUUCAGGAAGGAGUUCGCGCUCAUUGGCUGUUAUAAUGUCCAACCACAGGGCAAUAAUUUGUACCAGCUAGUUCCUAACAAUGAGAAGUGCUAUCCUUAUGGUGGAAGGUACUACAUGGUUAAUGCUAAUGGUGGGCAAUUCAACUGCGAGUGCUGCAAGUUUGAGCGUGACGAUCAAUACAUAUUACGAAGAUGGACUCCAGCUGCAUUGCAAACUGUGGUUCAGCCAACUGUCCCAGCACAAGAUGAUGUUAUGCCUGAAGAAUCACGGCAGAAAUUGCGGUUUGCAAACUUGUCAACUAAGUUUGUUGCUUUGGCUAAACUAGCAAGUGCAUCAGACCAGCAUGAUGCUAUUGCUCGUAGACACAUCAGAGAAAUGACAACUGAGUUUGCACAACUAAACAAGGACAUCUACUUCAGCACCUACUACGCAUCAGAGAACAUCUUCAGCGCCUACCCGAACGCGACCAGUACCUCCACCUACAACAUCAAACAGGCAGCAGGCACCUCGGUCAGCUCCAGGGCAUGUGCCAACAGCACAUACUACAUGUGA
This is a messenger RNA of Lolium perenne, 2235 nucleotides long. RefSeq names its product protein FAR1-RELATED SEQUENCE 5-like. The record is from RefSeq and is a predicted model, not a curated record. Lineage: Eukaryota; Viridiplantae; Streptophyta; Magnoliopsida; Poales; Poaceae. Gene Ontology annotation, biological process: regulation of DNA-templated transcription.